GAUUGGUCUUGAUCUUUAAACGUUUAAUAGUUCAAGCGAAAAACUUAAGUAAUAACUAGCUAAGACAAAAACAAAAACAAUGGAUGUAAUAAAAUCGGUUGGAAAGUAUCUGAACACUCCCGUUGGAUCUGUAUGUUAUAAUACAGACAAAGUGUUGACGACAGUUCUUGAUAAAGAAAAUGUAGAAGGUUUUGCAAGUAUUGUUUUAAGACUGGCUGCAAAAAGUGGUACUGCUAUGAGUCAAGAGCAAGUACUUCUUAGUUAUCAAUGGCUGGAAUACGUAGCAAUGUAUGGCAACCAAGCUCUUUCUAAUCCUACAUUUGCUAAAAACUUUUUACAGGGCAUUAAUAGAGCUCUAGCAAAAAAUACGUAUUUAACUGGACAAUUUCUGACAGUGGCGGACAUUGCUGCUUACCAUGCCCUGUAUCCUUUGAUUGAGCGUCUAAGUUUAGUAGAACAAGAAUUGUUUAUGAAUGUCUGCAGGUGGUCGAAGCACAUCCAAGCGCAACCCAGAGUGUGUACAAAUCGGCCACCAUUACCAUUGAAUACAUUAACACUUUCAAUUCUUGCACCUACUGUACAUUGAGUU
Papilio machaon (common yellow swallowtail) is the source of this 589-nucleotide messenger RNA. RefSeq lists its product as uncharacterized. Gene Ontology annotation, cellular component: cytoplasm; aminoacyl-tRNA synthetase multienzyme complex; nucleus. Bases 80 to 586 code for a protein of 168 amino acids. Gene Ontology annotation, biological process: positive regulation of DNA damage response, signal transduction by p53 class mediator. The record is from RefSeq and is a predicted model, not a curated record. NCBI's taxonomy places the organism in Eukaryota, Metazoa, Arthropoda, Insecta, Lepidoptera, Papilionidae. The transcript is spliced from 4 exons.